This is a messenger RNA of Knipowitschia caucasica, 1635 nucleotides long. Lineage: Eukaryota; Metazoa; Chordata; Actinopteri; Gobiiformes; Gobiidae. The record is from the annotation of a GenBank genome assembly.
AUGCCCAGCUCAUCCAAAUCUACAGGCUGCAGCUGGCGUCUGGCAGUGGCGGCCAUGAUGGCGAACCUGAGUGGCCUGAUGCUGGGUUAUGAAAUGGGGCUGACCUCGGGGGUGCUGCUGCAGCUGCGAGGUCUUCUGUCUCUGUCCUGUCAGGAGCAGGAGGUGCUGGUCAGUGCGCACGUGUUUGGAGCACUGUUCAUCUGUCUGACAGGAGGUCCCAUCCUGGACCGGUAUGGCCGACGCUGCUCUCUUCUCCUGAGCGCCGCCCUGGUGGUGGUGGGAACUGUAGUCCUCAUCUCCAUCACGUCGCUGGUGUCUGUUGCUGCGGGUCGUGUGAUAGUGGGAAUGGGAACCAGUCUGUCUGGAACUUCGGCGUAUUUAUACAUCGCAGAGAUCUCCCCCAGAGAGCGGCGCGGCCUGCUGGUGACUCUCUACGAGUUCAUGUUAGUUCUGGGUGUGAUGCUUGGCUUCAGCUGUAGUUACGCCUUUGCUGCUGUGCCUCACGGCUGGACAUUUACAUUUGGACUGGUCAUUCCCCCAGCACUGCUGCAGUUUGGGGCAUUUCUGUUUCUCCCUCCUAGUCCUCGCUUCCUGGUUGCAAAAGGAAAUGUGAAGAAGGCCAGGAUUGUGUUGCAGAAAAUGAGAGCAGGGUUAAAGGAGGACAUUGAAGUGGAACUACAGGACAUCCAGACGGGACUGAGGGAAGAAUCUGAGUACAGUUUCAGACAGUUAUUUAGUUCUGAGGCCAACCUGAGAGCUCGACUGUUUACAGGUGUAGCACUAGUGUUUCUGCAGCAGGUCACGGGACAGCCCAACAUCCUCUCCUACGCCUCUCCUCUACUGCGCAGCAUGGGCUUCACCAGUGACGAUGCGGCCACUCUGGCUUCCACUGGCUUCGGAGUGGUCAAAGUGGUGGGGACCAUCCCGGCUGUGAUGCUUGUUGAUCGCGUCGGACCCAAAAGCUUCCUGUGUGUGGGUGCUGUGGUCAUGGGGCUGUCACUAGCCACUCUGGGGACAUUAACACUGCAGAGCCAGACUCACCUCUCCAGCCUUUGUAAAAGUCACACACUAGACAACAGUACACUCCAAAUGUGGGAACUGAACUGGAACACCACUGAAAAUGAUACAUUUAAUAUGGAAACCUUCUCAAGCACAUGGCAGCCAGAGGGGGCUCAGAGGACUAACUUUCAGGCUUCACUGAAUGAAGGGACUGGAACUGUGUCGACCUCUCUGAAAUGGGCCUCACUCAUCGCCCUCCUGGUCUAUGUGGCAGGCUUCUCCUUCAGCCUUGGGCCAAUGGUGUAUGUGAUGAUCAGCGAGAUCUUUCCAAUGGGAGUCCGGGGCAGGGCUGCAUCCGUAGUGGGCGCAGUAAACUGGGCUACAAACCUGCUCAUAUCCAUGACAUUUCUGACUUUAACAGAAAUGGUGGGACUACCCAGUAUGCUGUUCCUUUACGCUGGGAUGUGCUUUGUUCUGUUGGUGUUUGUCAUUCUCUGCAUCCCAGACACAAAAGGGCGCACUCUCGAGGAGAUUUCUAAGGAGCUAGCAAAAAAAAACCACUUUGAGAUGGGAUGGUGCACGACAAGACGGACUAAGGCAGGUCUGAUGAGCUGCGCUGAACAGGGCUCAAGUUGA